AUGCCUAUCCGACAACCAGUACCUCCGUCCCCCUUUGAUCAGACCCCCUCCGACUUCGUCUUGGACCAUGCUAUGCCGCGCCCCCAGCCCCCAGAUCUUGACCUAGCACGCAUCCAGUCAACGCAGGAAGAUAUCGCAGCCUGCAUGGGGGAUCUCUCAACUCUUAUUGAAGCCAAGUUCCUUUCGCUGGAACAGAAGUUCGAUAUGCUCUCAAGCCAAGUGGAUAUUUUCACGAGACACAUUACCGCCGCCGCUGCGAAACCCAACCCCUCCGCGCCGCUGAGCUCGGGGUCAGCAAAGCUCAGUCGUCGUGCUACACAGCCUCUGAGCACGAAUAAGGAUCAAAGCAAGGCAGCGGCAUGCGGAAUCUCCGGUAUACCUUACGAUCCGUCCUAUGUCCAAAAGCUAGACCAUUCGGCCGCUAGGAUCGCAGGCGCGCUUGGGCUCUCAGACAUCUCCAAACUUUGGGCCUUAUUCCUGGAAGACGCUUCAACCAAGCCCUUGCUAGAGUAUUACAUCAACGCGCGCAGGGAUUCCUUCGGGUGGCCAAACUCAAAACAAUACAACAGUCUUUAUCCAGAUGUCAUGGCUGUUCUUUGGACCCAUUUCACACUUAAGCCGCUGAUGCUAGCAGACACGCCGCCGACCAAGACCUCGAUGGGUGUUACAUCGAGGAUGUUCUACAGCAUAUCAACAGGUUGGUACGCAAGUCAAGUCAUGAAGGCAAAACCAGGAUUAUUUCCGCGGUCUCACUUGCUAGGUAAGGGUGAUGAUGAUGUUCACAUUGACCCAUGUGACUGGCUCCAUGCGUGGAAACUGGUUUCAUUCUUCUGGAUGCGCUCGAUCGAAGGCAGCGUACCAAGCAUCUCUGACAAUGAUGUACCACUUAAGCCGGUCUAUAAUUGGGUUCCCGAUCCCGUUGAUGUAUUUGAUGUAGGUGGGGGGAGGGGGGUGACGGAACGUAUGGAGAUAGAGGAAACCAAAAACUAG
Aspergillus puulaauensis is the source of this 990-nucleotide messenger RNA. RefSeq lists its product as uncharacterized. Bases 1 to 990 code for a protein of 329 amino acids. The transcript has a single exon. NCBI's taxonomy places the organism in Eukaryota, Fungi, Ascomycota, Eurotiomycetes, Eurotiales, Aspergillaceae. The record is from RefSeq and is a predicted model, not a curated record.